AUGGCCUCCUACGUUUUCGUCUUCGUCGUGCUCGUCCUCGCGUCCACCAAAGCCUUCGCCUCUGACCCGAGCCAACUGCAGGACUUCUGUGUCGCAGACAACACCACCAAAGGUACGUGCCGUGUAGCCCUCACGAUCGACUCGCGGCUUUCUCUGCACUGUGCUCUUCUCAUAAUCUGGGUUUGUUGCAGUGUUCGUAAAUGGUGUCGUCUGCAAGAACCCGGCCCAUGUCAACGCCGACGACUUCUUCUUUUCCGGCCUCGACAAACCCUUCGACACGAAGAACGCUCUGGGAUCCAAGGUCACCCCCGUCAACGUCAACAACCUCUUCGGGCUUAAUACCCUCGGCAUCUCGCUCGUCCGCGUAGACUUUGCCCGCCAUGGUCUCAAUCCUCCCCACACCCACCCGAGGGCCACGGAGGUGCUCACACUCCUCCAGGGCAAGCUCUACGUCGGAUUCGUCACCUCCAACCCGCCCAAGCUCUUCUCCAAGAUUCUCAACAAGGGCGACGUCUUCGUCUUCCCCGAGGGCCUCAUCCACUUCCAGCUGAAUAUAGGCCGCGAGAAUGCGGUAGCCAUUGCUGCCCUGAGCAGCCAGAACCCCGGCGUGAUCACUGUCGCCGACGCCGUCUUGGGGUCCAGUCCUGCCAUCAAAGACAACGUGCUCGAGAAGGCUUUCCAGGUCGACAAGAAGGUCGUGGACUACCUCAAGUCCCAAUUCUGGACGGACAGCAACUGA
Molecule: messenger RNA, 739 nt
Organism: Spirodela intermedia
Lineage: Eukaryota; Viridiplantae; Streptophyta; Magnoliopsida; Alismatales; Araceae
Source: the annotation of a GenBank genome assembly